GUACGUGCAGAAUGAGUUUGUUUGUGUUUGUCUGCUACACUGGGGGUGUGUCCUAUAUAAGACCUGGACCAGAUAAAUAAAAAGCAGAUUGUUGCAUUGACGCAGAUUUCUUUGAGUCUUCUACUGUACAUUUUGGGCUCAGCACCUGUUUACAGUGUUAAAUAUGGCAUCAGUACUUCAAAAACUCAUCACGCCUCUCUUCCGCGGUCCGGCUGAACCUCCAAGGAAUAAAGUGACUGUGGUUGGGGUUGGUCAGGUCGGCAUGGCGUGUGCCGUCAGCAUUCUCAUGCGGGAGCUGGUAGAUGAACUAGCGCUGGUGGACGUCAUGGAAGACAAACUCAAGGGUGAGAUGAUGGACCUGCAGCAUGGAAGUCUCUUCCUAAAGACGCCCAAGAUCGUUUCAGGAAAAGAUUACGCUGUGACUGCCAACUCUCGCAUCGUGGUGGUAACGGCCGGGGUUCGCCAGCAGGAGGGUGAAAGCCGACUGAAUCUGGUGCAGAGAAACGUCAACAUCUUCAGACACAUCAUCCCUCAGAUUGUUAAAUACAGUCCGAACUGCAUCCUCAUCGUAGUGUCCAACCCAGUGGACAUUUUGACCUACGUGACCUGGAAGUUGAGCGGUCUUCCCAAGCACAGAGUCAUCGGCAGCGGAACCAACCUGGACUCAGCACGCUUCCGCUACCUGAUGGCCGAGCGUUUGGGGAUUCACCCGAGCAGCUUCAACGGCUGGAUACUGGGAGAGCACGGAGACACCAGCGUUCCUGUUUGGAGUGGCACUAAUGUGGCUGGUGUGAGUCUCCAGAAACUCAAUCCAGAAAUUGGCAAAGACACUGACCGGGAGAGCUGGAAUAAAACUCACAAGAUGGUUGUGGACAGUGCCUACGAGGUGAUCCGACUGAAAGGUUACACUAACUGGGCCAUCGGUUUGAGCGUGGCGGACCUGACGGAGAGCCUGAUGAAGAACCUGAACCGGGUCCAUCCUGUUUGCACCAUGGUGAAGGGUAUGUAUGGGAUCAACAACGAGGUCUUUCUGAGCCUGCCGUGUGUGUUAAACAGCGCUGGAGUGGGCAGCGUGGUCAACAUGACACUGAACGGUGAUGAAAUCUCUCAGUUGAAGAGCAGCGCAGAUACGCUCUGGACCAUCCAGAAAGAUCUCAAAGAUCUGUGAUCGGAAAAAAAAACCUUUUAAGGUCUUAGCGACAAAUUGGAUUCAGAUGCAGUAGUCUUAAUUUCAGAUGAUUUAGAUGUCUGGAAACACGCUUGUUUGUCAGAUUAGCACUUUAAGAGAAAACCAAUCGUGGUGUCUGAAAGUAUACGUGUGAAAUAUAUAGUAAAAUAAAAUACAAUGCAAGUCAAAAGUUUGGACACAUUUGAAUGUUACUUUAGAACCUAAACCUGUUAAUCAAAAUGUUUAUGCGUUAAUGCUUGAAAUGCGAUUGUUCCAUACAUUUGAUGGAUAGUGAAGGAAAACAGCCAACAAAAUAGCCAGUAAACCACUUCUAAAGGGUUUAAAAAGCUGUAACUAUGAAGAAGAUUGAUUUGAAUUGUUUCAUGACUUAUAUUUGACACAUUUCAGAACAGUAAUAAUAUUAAGUUUGUCUAAACCUUUGACUAGUAUUGUUAAAGUGCAAUUAGUAAGCUUCAUGCUUAAAACAUCUACUCAGUUGUGUUUAAUAUUCGCAUUUUCAAAUGUGAUCUGUAUCAAAGUUUGACAACAGAUAGAUGGAAAGUCAAGAAUAUAAUUCAUUUAUUAAACAGGAUCUUUGUCUGUAAAAAUGUA
Paramisgurnus dabryanus is the source of this 1780-nucleotide messenger RNA. It is a transcript of the gene ldhbb, whose product is annotated as lactate dehydrogenase Bb. Gene Ontology annotation, cellular component: cytoplasm. Gene Ontology annotation, biological process: lactate metabolic process; pyruvate metabolic process. Lineage: Eukaryota; Metazoa; Chordata; Actinopteri; Cypriniformes; Cobitidae. Gene Ontology annotation, molecular function: L-lactate dehydrogenase (NAD+) activity. The record is from RefSeq and is a predicted model, not a curated record.